Messenger RNA from Gigantopelta aegis, 10809 nucleotides. RefSeq names its product ras GTPase-activating protein nGAP-like. The transcript is spliced from 21 exons. The record is from RefSeq and is a predicted model, not a curated record. Bases 1490 to 5317 code for a protein of 1275 amino acids. Gene Ontology annotation, biological process: regulation of GTPase activity. Lineage: Eukaryota; Metazoa; Mollusca; Gastropoda; Neomphalida; Peltospiridae.
UAUUAUUUUCUACCUUGGAUUACAUUAUUGUACCCAUACCUACUGUGGUUUAGAAGGUAACAUCACAUAGAUUUUAUGACAUGAUAUUGUGUAGAUUAUUAAACCGUAAAAUAAUUACAUGGGUUAAAAAAAAAAAAAAAAACUUGCACUGAAUCAUUCUGAUAAAAUCGUUGCUUGCUAAAAAUUACUAUUUGCGUCCUAUUUAUCAGUGAUAAGUUUGCAUCACUUCGUCUUGACACCUGUAUACCUGCCCAGCAGGACGUUUUACAAAUGAGUAGCCAAGCGAUGGAGACAUUAUUUAUAUUGUGAUAUCAGUACGUUCACACUGACCCACACGGUUGCUGUCAUGUUGACACACCUGUACAGGGAUUCAAAGGAAAAGACAUGAAUAUUCUCAUAUUUGUUCAUGUGUAUAAACUGCACAGGAAAUAUCUGCAGUAAGCAAUCUACAAUUUUGAUCUACGUAGGAGCUGGACAAGACAAUUUAUUUUUAUAUUUAUAUCACUGGAAUGUUCCUCACUGCUACUGACAAUGUUAACACACCCACAGUGAUUCAACCAAGAAGGCAUAAAUGCUCUGAUGUUUGCAUGUGUAAAAACUGUUUAUGAAAUAUCUGCAUUAAGCAGUCUAUGAUUUUGAUCUACGUAGUAGCUUGACAAGACAAUUUAUUUUAUAUUUGUAUCACUGGAAUGACCCUCACUGCUACUGACAAUGUUGACACACCUACAGUGAUUCAAACGAGAAAAUACAAAUGUUCUGAUAUUCGUAUGUGUAUAAACUAUGCAUGCAAUAUUUGCAGUUACCUGUCUAUGAUUUUAUGGACAAGACAAUUUAUUUUUCUGUUUAUUUCAUUGGAAUGACCCUCACUGCUACUGUCAAUGUUAACAUGCCAACAGUGGUUCAAAAGAGAAUAUGUAAAUUCUCCGAUAUUCGCAUGUGUAUAAACUGUUUAUGAAAUAUCUGCAGUAACCGGUCUACAAUUUAUUUUCUGCGCAGUACAUGGACAAGAUGAUUUAUUUUUCUAUUUAUUUCACUGGAAUGACCCUCACUGCUACUGUCAAGUUGACACACCUAUACAGUGGUUCAAACGAGGAGACAUAAAUUUUCUCAUAUUUGCACUUGUGUAUAAACUGCACAUGAAAUAUCUGCAGUGACCAGUCUAUGAUUUUGUUCUACGCAGUACAUGGACAAUAUGGUUUACUUUUCUAUUUGUUUCACCAGUUUUAGUUGUUUUUUCUAAUAAGAAGUUUAGGUUAACACUGUUAAUCAAACAUUUCUGUUGGAAUGUAACUUAACAGGAAGACAUCAAGAUAUUUUGGAUAUCAUAGUUCACCAAACAUAUUUUUGUUAAAACAUAAUUUAAAACAAAAACUUGUCUUUCGUGGAUUAGCUGUGGAGUACUAAACUAAACAUGCGCACAAGAUACCCGGGUGAAGGAUGGGUUAUGAAAUCUGAAAUAGGUCGCAGUAUUCACUGGAUGUGAUUGGCAAUGGAAUAUAUUUGUCCCUGUUUACGGGGCCACUCUAAAACUCCAAAAGAGGGGCCACAAAGAGAACUGUUGUCCCCUGAUGUCGAAGAUGAUGAAAUUAGCAGACCCCAGACAGACUCGUCAUUUGAGAAGGUUGCCACCAGUGAAAGGAGGGGUAGCCUCCCCUUGGUGUCAUCGAGCCUGGAUGACACCAUGGACAGCUCAUCAUCUUCAUCACGAUUUGUGAAUUUCUUCACAAAGAAAGGCUUCAAAAGUAAUCUCAAGAGAACGAAGAGCGUCACCAAGUUGGACCGCAAGCGCUCUGUGCCAGGAUUCUCAGACAAUGAUACUUCCUUCAAGGGCUCAAUGAAGCGCACAAUGAGUUUGGGUCGCCUCAAUAGAAAACGAAACCCGCCAAAACCCACAGAACAUCGGCAUGCCUUCCCAUGUGACUGUGUUGUUCGAACGCCAGAAAAUCACCAUACAUGGUCUCUGAUCAAUUCGCGGAUCCAGACAUCUCGCUCCCAUGAAUCCCUCCUGACAUCGCCUUCCAGUAUGCAUUCCAUCGACCUGACGGCCCCUGACCUGGAGAUCAAGCCACUGCACAGCAGCAUUCUGGGACAGGACCACUGCUUCCAGGUCUCGACCACACAUGGCAGCAAGUACAUCUCCUGUCGCACGUCGGAGGAGCGCGACAAAUGGAUAGACAGUUUGCGACGGACUGUACAACCAAACCAGGAACAGUGUCGAAGGGCAGACAACUCUUUGAAGCUUUGGAUUCAGGAGGCUAAAAAUGUUGCACCAAAGAAAAGAUAUUUUUGUGAAAUCCACCUGGAUAAAACUCUGUAUGCCAGGACCUCCAGCAAAGCUAAAAAUGAUAUGCUUUUCUGGGGGGAACACUUUGAAUUCAAUAACCUUCCAGCAGUAGAGUUUAUCACAGUCAACCUGUACAGAGAGGCUGACCGCAAGAAGAAGAAGGACAAAAACUGCAUUGUCGGUUAUGUGAAUAUUGCAGUGGCAGAAAUCUGUAGUCGACAGUUUGUGGAAAAAUGGUUUACAGCAGCCUCGGGUACAGUGGGCAAGGCUGGUAAAGACACAAAGAGUGAUCUGCCCAUUCUGAGGCUGAAGGCUCGAUACCAGACAGUGCAGAUUCUUCCCAUGGAUCUCUACCAGGAUCUAGUCAAGUAUUUAACCACCGAGUACUGUACCCUCUGCGAAGCUCUAGAACCACUGCUGGGCAUACGUGACAAGGAGGAAAUUGCAACAACGCUCAUCCACAUUAUGCAAAAGUUGAACCGAGCCACCAACUUCCUGUCCGAUAUCGUCAUCUCAGAAAUAGGCAGACUGGACAAUGAGCAUUUGACGUUCAGAGGAAACAGCAUUGCAACCAAAGCCAUGGAGGCCUAUAUGAAACUUGUUGGAGAAAAGUAUUUGCAAGACACGCUGGGUGAAUUUGUCAAGUCGAUCAUUGAGAUGCCAGACGACUGCGAGGUGGAUUCGACUCGCGUGUCGAACAACGCUCAGUUACAGUGUCACCAGAAGAACCUCGACAUGUACUGCAACAUGGCCUGGGUGAAGAUCAUCAAUUCCUACUGCUACUUCCCCAUGGAGUUGAAAGAAGUGUUUUCCAACUUCCGAGAAAGAUGUCGGAAGCGAGGCAAGGAGGAUUUCAGUGACAAUCUGAUCAGUGCGUCCAUCUUCCUCCGUUUUCUGUGUCCAGCCAUUCUGUCACCAAGUCUGUUCAACCUCACUCAAGAAUAUCCACAAGAAAGGGCUGCUCGAAAUCUUACCCUUAUUGCCAAGACAAUUCAGACACUGGCAAACUUCACCAAGUUUGGUGGCAAGGAAGAGUUCAUGACCUUCAUGAACAGUUUUGUGGAACGUGAGGCCAGCAACAUGAAAAAUUUCCUUAAGAAAAUAUCUAGUCUUGACUCGGGAAAUCACUUCCUGGAGUUUGAUGGGUUUAUUGAUCUCGGAAAGGAGUUGUCCACGAUGCACACAUUGCUGCUGGAAACCCUUGCCAGAGCCCCUGAGGACACCUUGAUAAAACUGACCAAGCUGCAAUCCAUCCUUGCAUCGAUCACCAAUGCGCUGUCGAACCCAGACAUCGGCACGCCAAAAACCAGUCACAGGAAGUCUCAGAUAUAUGACAACGUGAGCAUGCCUAGUCAUAUGAACACCUCCCCGACAGAGGUUCUUCGAGACAUGCUUCGCCAGUGCGGGGAAGACGCAGAUGAACUACCUGUGUUCGCGAACCGGAGGAAACUGUCUCAGACAGAGAGUGCGGACGUUAGCAGUGUCCCGAACGGAAACAGUGUACACUACAACACGUACUCUCAUUCUCAGUCUUACACAGCAGUUAAGAGCGAAGUCUCAAAUGUGUCUGCAAGUUCGAGAAACCUCGACCAGCAUCGAGUUAACGAAUCGUGGAACCAAAUGGUGCACGCCGCGGAAAGUGUGAACGGUGAGUAUCUGGACUUGAUUCCCUUCAUAGACGAAGACACGCAGAACUCGUCAAUGGAGCUGGAACAGAACACAAAUGGCAGCCAGAUGUCGAUCAGUCAGAUUUCCACAGUGGCAUCCUCAGGAUACCAGUCGUUCGGUUACAGCCAGUCUAAUUCCCCGGUGGACGCUACGACGCACUCCGAAUACUGUCGUGAAAUUACCAAAUCCCCUGUUGUUCAGUACCCUAUGCAACCAUUGUCAUUUUCUAAUCCUCUGUACAGACAUCAGCAGAACGUCAGUCGAGGCGCAACCCCUCGGUUGACACGCGACACCUCGAGUUCGGACUCUAUCAGCAGCAACGACGAGGCGAGCACGGUGAAACACCGGAGUCCGGUGAAGUCGUCCGACCACAGUUCUUCUCGGUGUAUGGACCCACUGAGGAAACUCUCUCAGUUGUCCAGUUCUAGUUCGAGUGAGUCGCUAUGUGACAAACGCUCAAGGAGUGCCGCGAAGGCUCCGUUCACAAACACAAACACAGACUCCAGUGCUAGCUCCAGCAGUGCUUCACAGUUCGCGCUCGACUUCCCCAACCCCAUCCCAGCUCACAGCAGCCCGCGGCAGGAUCGCAGCUGUUCUUUUUACGACACAAUGCCACAUGAACGCGGCUGCGCACGUCCCUACCAGCUCUCUCACAGCAUGGACUUCGGCUGUUUCAAUCAAAGACAGGAGGAAGGGCUGAGGCGGACGGCUACAGACUCUGUGAUAUCACAAACCAGCACGCCGUUGCAUGUGCAUUCAAACAGUUCGGGGUCGCUGGGCCAGUUCUCGCGGGACGACAGUUUGACGUGGAGCCCACGGAGACCCUCACCUAACAGCUCCGUACACAUGGGAAUCAGCUCCGUGCAACGCAAGCUGCAGGAACAGGAGCGCAUAAAGCAAGAGUUUGAGAAUGAGGUAGUGACAUUGCGGUCGCAGCUGGACGAGGCCCAGUCGCGGCUGCAGCGUGCAGAAGACCGGCUGCAGUACCACGAGGAGGACACGAAACAGAUGAUCCAGGAGUGGCAGUUCCGGCUGGAGGAGAGCGAGGAGCGCAUGAAGAAACAGCAGGCCGAGAAGGAGGACCAGAUGAAGACCAUCAUCAACAGCAGACUGGUCUCCAUAGAAGACGAGCUGAAGAGUGAGCAGCAGGAGAUGAAGAAGAUCGUCGACCAGAAGCAGCAGGUGAUCGAAGCCCAGGAGCGGCGCAUACAGAUGCUCGACAACGCCAACUCCAAGCUCAUGGUUGCCCUCAAUGAACUCAAGGAACGCUACAACACCACACAGAGCCGCAAUGGGCUGACGGGACCACCACGACCUAAGGUCAAACCAUCCGAGUUAUCUGGAUUCAAGAGUAGCUCUUGUUGAUUGAUGUGUGCAAUUCUGUGUUAUUCUGUGCUAUUGUCGGUUUAUUUCAAAGCCGAAAUCCUUAAGUGAUAAAUUUGUUUCUGGGGACAAAAAUGGUGCAAGCAAUGUUUUGAAGUCAUUCACUCUGUGCAGACAUGUUGUUGAUAUACAGUGUAUACAUAAAUGGAUUUCAUCUGAAAUAUGUAGAGAGAGAAAUAUUUAGAAACUACUAAGGAUUAGUUUGUGAUAUCUGACCUGUAUAAAUAUAUUUAUGUUACCAGACAAAUGUUGCAGGUAUUAGCAACUGCAAAAGACCAAUAUUUGUUCCUUGAAUGUAUAUUAUCUAUUAUUUUCCAGCUUGUUAGUGCUAAGGACCAAACUCAAGUUGAAAAUAUAGACAUUAUUUUUGAAGAGUUAAGCAAGGGAGAUGACUCUUACAAUGUGGUUGGGGUUUUUUUUUCAGUCUCACAAACCACUGCCAUAUUUUGUGGACCAUUUAACAUGCACUACAAAAACUAAUCUCCAUUAUAUUUCAUUUUACUCCAUUCACUUACAUGCAACACUUUUUCCAUCUCUACGAAGAUUAACAUGCACAUAAUUAUAUAUGAAACACAAGUCAUGCAUACUUUGCCAUAUAUAUUAUCAGCAGACACUAUAUUUCACCCAGCAACACACCCAUGCAUACACAAAUGUAUCUGUACAUUAAAAUGUAUAUAUGGUAGUUUUUAUCAACAUAACUUCACUUUGGUAGCAUAGGCAUAUGGAACUUACGGUGGGAGGGGGAGGGGGUGGGAACAAUUGGCUCUGAUGGUUGCCUGAUAUUCAUAUUUAUACCACUAUAUGUAGCAUUAAAUAACUCAAAAUAUAAAGAAACCAAUCACUACCUACCUCACAUUUAGUAUAAAAUUAUUUAAUGCAAAUAUAAUAGGAAGCAACUGACCCACCUCAAACAAUGAUAAGUACUAAAGAAUACAACAUAUUUGUUAUUUAAAAUGUCAGUCUCAAACUUAUUGGACUCAAAUCUUUAAUGAGGUCGCACACUGUGUAUGCAAUUUGUAUGCAAUUUGUAUGGCAUUGCCAUGACCUUAAAAUUUCAAGACAUUAAAGUUUCAAAACCGUAUUAGAGUCUAACUCCAAACGUUUUAUAAACAUAGGGUCAGUUUUCAAAUAAACAUUUAUAAUCAGGAAACUAAUGUUUGAGGAUAAAAUGGGACACUAUUGUACAAUACUAAACAUCUCUCUCUCUCUCUCUCUCUCUCUCUCUCUCUCUCUCUCUCUCUCUCUCUCUCUCCACUUUAUGUCAAACAACCUGUUAAGUCAUGUUCUAUCUCUGAACCUCACCUUCCAUGCUGCUGUCCAAAUAGAUAACAGUAAUCUAAACUUUAGGUCUCAUUACAUUAAACACCUGUCUCGGUCAUUUGUAUCCUUUGGUUUUCAGUCUCGUCUUUACGAAGUAAAAAGGCAAGACACAGAUAUUACUUUUUCCCUCAGUAGCCUCACCAGUGACAAUGUGAAUUUUUGCAUUUAGCUCAAUGUUAAAUGGCGGCCUUUAGCUCCCAUUUCUUUAAGUCCUACAUGAAUAAAACCUGGUUAAUAAUGUUAAACAUAGGUUAAAACAACUUGAAAUUUAUUAAAUUAAAAUUUUAAUUUAAUCUUUUUAGAUUAAAUUUUUAAAGUUUUUUUUUUUUAAUUUAGUUUUUUAAGUUUCUUUUAACUUGUAAUAAAUACAUAUAUAUGAAGACAACUAUCAGUAUGAGCAACACUGAAUAAGUUUAUGGUAGGUGAGACAUUGAAUUCUGCAGAAUUCUUGGUAGUCAUUAUUGUUCAACUUAUUUUUCAUUCCAUCUGCUGUUACAACCCCUGCAAUUGCCCACGGCAGUUGGCAAUACCGUGGAGAUUGCCGUGGAUUUUUUCAUUCUUCACGGCACUUUUGUUGCUGUGGACUAUAUUUAAAAAAAUAUUCACUGCUUGUUUUUAGCCGUGGACGUUUUCUUAAUUGCAGGGGUUGUGUUAAAUUUUAAUCUUCCUGUUGAAAAACCUUUACCAAACUUAUUUUAUACUCUAUUAUUGUAGUAAUGGAAUGCUGCAAAAAAAAAAUGGUUUCUAUUAUAAUGGAGACAGCUUGUUGGACAUGUUGUUUUCAUUGGUGAAUGAUGUUAUAAAUGUACAGAUAUAGCUUUGAAAGAGGUUAUUGUUAGCUUUGUUGCUCAAUACAUUGUCUUGUUCUUUGGAGUGCAAUAAAUCAGUACCUCAUAUAGACUACAUCUUGAUGUAAACAUUGUCAGAUGCAAAUCUUUUUGUUGUUAAUAAAGAGUUAUGGUAGGCUUAGACUGUCAACUGUGAUGAAGUUGGUAAACUCAAUGAUUACGUUCUAAUUUCUCCUAACUUACAACGGGUGCACUCCGAUAAACACUUAAUGGGUUAUACGACGAGAAUUGAGUUGUAAGAGCGCUCAGUCUAUCAGUCUAGCAACUUGGCAGUGGUACAAGUCAUGAGAGCAGAAAAUUGGCCAAACUUAGUUCUGGCAGUUGGUAGUAUGAGCCUAGCAUUAGAUUUCAAUAUAUGCUUAUCAUACGACUUCUAUGUCUGAUAUGAGAUAUAGAUGAUUGCGGAAUAUAUAUUAUGGCUGUUACAGAAAUAUUCACUAAGGGUAUGUAAGUUUUUAUUCUUUACCCACCAUUUUAAAACUUAAUUUAUGGGGAAUUUUGUGCAUUAAAACUGGCCCAGCAGAGAUAAACAAUAUUAUUUGGGAUCCCUUGAUUGUCCAUGUGAUUUAAGGACAGUUAUGAAAUCAGACUGGGUUUUUUACAUUUAAAUAUGUAACUCAGUUUUUGUACCACUGUUGUAUUGAUACCGUACUUAAUAAUUACCAGGAUAUAAACAGACCUAUGCAAAUGUCUUCAAAACAUUUCUUUUUCUUCUUUUUUCUCAGAAAUAUUGACAUUGUAAACCUUCAAUGCAUUUGUGUUAAGUCCUUGUAUCAUAUAGUGUGUGUGUGGUUCAGAGAUCACACAAGAUUUGCAAUGGUGGAUCCAGGGUUAUCCUAAAAUGUUGUCUCAAACUGAGUCAACCAUAAAUACUUAUUAAAACUGUAUGAAUUUGGACUCUGCUUUGUGCAGAGAUAUGAUUUUAAAACUGUUAAUGGUGUGAAGAAUUUUCCUUCAGGACUUCCUUGGGCAUUCAGCUGCAUUGUUUCCUAGACAUUUGUGUUUUUGGAUCUUUGAAUCGGCGUUUCAGAAUUAAGUUUUUUGGUUUUUAAAGAUACCAAGACCAUUAUGGGUAGCCCAUGGAUCCGCCAGUUAUGUUUGUAUCAUCUCACUUGACUGUGUUCAUUUAGUUAUUAUUAAACAGCUGCAAUUGUUCCUUGUAGCUCAGAAAUCAUGCAGCUUCACAUAGAUUUAAUCAAGAAAUCUUUGAUCUAAUUGAUUCUGCGGUGUACAGUAAUUAUAGUCCGUGCCACAGGGAUCAAAUUUUUGUUCCUACUAUGUAAUUAACUACAAGUUAUUUAUUUCAAAGCCGAUUGAUUUGUAAAUUACACACACAAAUUGUAUUUCUUUGUUAUUUCUAAAACACUUUCACUUUAACUGAAAUUAUUUACAAGAAAAAACCAUUUGAAUAGAAUGAUGGGACAGACUGUAGCAUUGUAUUUAGCAUUGUCAGACUGGAUAUUCAGGCUUGGACACAGACGGCAAACUUACAGAUUUAAUCAAGAAAUCUGCAAUCUAACUGUUUCAGCUGUGUGACUAGAUUUAAGUAUUUAAGAAUCACAAGUUGAAUUUCUAGAGAUGACUAAAUAACAGUAGCAUAUUUAAUUUAAUAUUGUUGGACCUUGAUUAUAUCAACCCCAAGUUCAGCCAGCAAACAUUUUGCUAAUGUUUCGUGAACUACUUGAUUGGUUCCUGAUGUAGUCAUUUGUUUUACCGCGAAGUGCAUACCAAUCUAGUGGAAGUUAUUUUUCUGCUCGGUCUGGCUGAACACAAACCAGAUGUCUUAGCCCCACCUCUCCCCCUUACCCUCCCCCUCACACAUAACAAUAAUUUGUGAAUUAAGGGAAAAUUAACACAUGGAGUAACUUGUGAAAACACCAACCUAAUGAUUUUUUUUUUUUAAAGAGUAAAAGACACUUGAAUAUAUUUAGAGGCAAUGGGUUCCCCCAUCCCGUCCCCCCCCCCCCUCCCGAAACAUACACACCCUUUGGAUCCACCUUUGUGCAUACACAUGCAUACAAGGGACGAGGGUGUAUGUAAAAUUCAUGACUUGUUUUUUGGCAUACAUAUUUUGUCUGGUCCCUAUGGUUCUAGCUGACACACUAUUUCUUGGUACUUUUCACAGAUAAAAUAUUUACUGAAUUAGUAAGAUUAUAAAUUAUUCACUUCAGUCAGAUGUAGAUAUUGGUAUCAAUCUUGUUGUUUCACUUCUAAAUUUAAAAAUAUAUAUUAAUUACAAUUAAGGAAUAUCUGACAUGAUCGUAAAGGAAUAUUUGGCAGACAAUAUCAGUUAAGGAAUAUUUGGCAGACAAUAUCAGUUAAGGAAUAUUUGGCUGAUGAUUUAAGGAAUAUUUGUUAGAUAUCAGAAUUGUGUUAUUAUUUCAUGCUUCUUAAUGGUGCUUCUGAUAUUUUGUAACUUUUGUAGACUUUUAGACAGGAUUUUCAGUUUACAAGAGUUUUAUCUUGUAUUUUAAACAGUGUAAAAAAUCAUCCAUCAAGCUUUAAAUGUAUACUGGUCAUUGUACAGCUAGUAUAACUAAUUAAAGUGUUACUGUGUAAAUAAAGAGAGUGGUCAUUAACAUUGCGAGUUCAUAUUUCUAUGGGCCCAUUACAUACAACAUGUUUCCAUUUUAUCUUGAUAUUUCAGAUUUUUUUUUUACUGUUGAUAUUUUAAUAUCAAUACAAGUUCAUUUUACUUAAUUCAAGUUAAGAUUUUAAGUACUUUAAAAACGAUCUUGUUAAUUUUAAUUUAGUAAUCAUUUCACCUUUAAUAUAUAUUAUACGAAACUGAUUAGUCUUAAAUUUUACAAGUUAAACACAUACACAUUUGUUAAUCACAUGAUAUUGAUUGAACAUGAUAUCUUUAUGUAUAACUUGUUAACAACAUAUUGAGUAUGUUGUAAUAAAAGCUUUGUUUAAACAUUGUUAAUCAUACUAUGUUGAACACAUUUUCUUCAUAUGGGUAACAUUGUUGAUCACAUGUUGAACAUGUUUCACUCAAUUGUAAUCCUAACUACAUCAUGUUGAAUAUUUUCUCUUUAAUAUGUGUAUUGUUAACCAUAUACGACUCUUGUCAUAAGUUUAGCAUCAUGAGAGAAAAUAUUUAAGAUGCUGUGAUACAAAAACUUUUAACAUUUAUAAUGUAUUUCACUGGAGUGGUGAACCCAUAGCAAUGUGAACUGUUGAGUGUAGAGAGAGAUAACAGCUACAGUGACUGCAUUGCUGAAUAGUUUGUACAGUUUAGUAGGUCAGUGGAUUAAAACUGAAACUACCUGCUAAUGUGAAUAAAUCACAAACAAAAGUAAA